CUCCCUUGAAUGCUCAUCCAAUGAAUUUUUGAAUGGGGUAAAAAAAAAAAAAUGUGUGACCUAAAAGGACCUAUUCAUAGCAAAAGAGCUCUUAAUAUUUGCUCUAUUAUAUUGUUCUCUCUCUCUCUCUCUCUCCUUCCUUCUCUACUCUCAGUCUCUCUUUUUUGUUGUUUCUUUGUUUCUGUAUUUCGAACACUAUGUUUGCUACACUUGAACUACCACUGAGAGAUGACAGCAGACAUAAACGUCUCAAGGUUGGACGUGCUUGCCACCCAUGCAGAAUGAAAAAAAUAAAGUGUGAUGGAAAACAGCCAUGUAUGCAGUGUAAAGCAAGAAGACGUAAAUGUAUGUAUCUGAAAAAUCCAGACGAAACCUACAUUCGACUUGAUCCGGUCAAUGAACCACAACCCGAUGUCUCGGCCAUAGCAGAGUCUUACUUACAAGACAUGAACGAUCAAUUAAAGAAACAGAGUAUUAAUGAUGACAACAAAAUAUUUGUUGCCGACAAACCAGACAAUUUAUUUGCUUGCCAUAAUGAAGAUCAUAUAUCCCCAUUAUCGAACCCAUCUUCGUCUCAACCAGCAACACGCCCUGAUAAAAUGAUUGAACAGCUCACAGAUGGGCUGGUUCGUUUGACAUUACACCACGAUACUUCGAAACUGGGCAAGGAAAAUGUAACACCUUGGCGUAGUUAUGGUGAAUUCAUCCGCUGGACACCUGAGCCACACUUGCCAAACUAUUAUACAUCGUCAAUUGAUAUGCCAUCACGGUCUACACAGGAACAUUUAAUCAAGGUAUUCUUUGAUGAAUGCUAUCACAUUCUACCUACUUUAUCAAGAUCUAUGUUUUAUGAUCAGCUUAAAGUGAAAGGACCACUUAUCACACCUCUUUUGCUAAAUAUCAUCUAUGCACAUGCGGCUAAACGUAUCAAUAAUCCCGCUUUCCGUUCAGAAUCCAAUGAUCCAUCCACUCAAGGCGACUUGUUUUAUAACCGUGCACGACGUCUGGUGGAUGAUUUUCUUGGUGUACCUCGUAUUUCAACUGUAAUUGCUUUACUUUACAUGGCUCUGUACGAUAGUGAUUGCAAGAAAAAUGGAGGUGCAAAAGUACGUUCCAGUCGUGCUUGGAUGUAUAGUGGCAUGGCUAUUCGAAUGUGCUUUGAACUAGGGCUACAUACAGCCAACUAUAGCAGUCAAAUGUCUCAAUUUGAUAUCGAACUACGUAAACGCGUACUUUGGACUUGCUUUGUGAUGGAUAAACUAGAGAGUUGUACAAUGGAAAGACCAUGGAUGAUCAAAUCAAAAGAUGUUGCACUUGAUUUUCCAACACCACUGCCAGAAGAUUCAAUUCAAGAACGACUUGUGCUAGAGGGUUUUAAUCAGUUGUGUAGGCUCAUGAUGUUGAUGGAAAAAGUGAUUCAUUUCUUUACUUACAACAUCAAGAGUUUGAGCUUAUGGACCAUGAAUGAAGAGAACCAAAUCCUACAGUUCUUAGACGCCAUUCAUCAAUGGAGAGAAAUGCUGCCAACUGAAUUAAAAUGGACUACACCAGCCACGAAUCCUGGCGUAGCACGUUAUCUUCCUCACAUACCUUCCUCAGCAGUGGUGUCUAACCUGCAUUUAGUAUGCUAUGAUUUAGAGUUAUCGCUUAUUAUGUGUUGUCGCUAUCAGGACGAGCAAUUGCAUCGAGAGCGUCGGCGUACUUUGGCCAAUACAAUCACACACAUUGUAUCACUUACAGUUCAACACCCACACCUUAUGUAUAAUUUUGCCAUUUCUACCUUUUCUAGUGUCUUUGCUGCUUUAACUCAUGCUACAGAUUUCGACAAUCCUCGACUGGACAUUGUAGAAGGGGCCAAGAUACAGUUUAGAAAGAGUUUAGAAGAUGUACGUAUGAUUGUCGAACGUAUUCCUAUGCGCGACCUGCACAAUUUUGCUCGAUUGGUGGACCUUACACUUCAACCGACUACAAACAAUAGUAGCCAUGUCAAUAUGGGUAGUAUAUCCAUACCUUCAACUUAUGCGUCUGCAUUCUCGGCUAUCAGUGAUCUCUGUCAUAAAGAUGGAGAGACCAGUGGCACAAUCACUCCCAAUACCAUGGAUCUGUAUGGUCAUCCAGAUGUGCUUGAAACCCGGUCUGGUUAUGGCUCUGUUUCUCCUGAGAGACGUGCAUCACCGUUCCAUAAUAACCUUAUGAUUUCAGGUCAAUUUGCAUUUGAUGCAUGCUAUCAACAACAAACUAGUUCACAUUCAUCACCCUCAGGAUCUGUGUCUGCAGCAGCAGUAGCAGCAGCAGCGGCAGCAGUGGGAGCAGUAGGCACUCCAAGUGCAUCUUCAUCCUCCAAUCCCACUAACAAGAGCAUUGAGCCUGCUGACUAUACAUUUGAGUUGAUAUCUGUGGGUGAUGAAUGGGCUCGAUCGCUCAUUUAUUAAAAACCUCUUUUUGUGUAAUUUAGACUCUCUCCCCCCUUUUGUAUAAACAUAUUUAAAUAACUCAGCAAGUAAAUAUAUAUCUCAUGCAAUAAACAGCUUCUUUUUCUAAAUAAAUUA
This is a messenger RNA of Gilbertella persicaria, 2549 nucleotides long. Its product is annotated as fungal-specific transcription factor domain-containing protein. The record is from RefSeq and is a predicted model, not a curated record. Lineage: Eukaryota; Fungi; Mucoromycota; Mucoromycetes; Mucorales; Choanephoraceae. Gene Ontology annotation, molecular function: DNA-binding transcription factor activity, RNA polymerase II-specific; zinc ion binding; DNA binding. Gene Ontology annotation, biological process: regulation of DNA-templated transcription; DNA-templated transcription. Bases 198 to 2432 code for a protein of 744 amino acids. The transcript is spliced from 5 exons.